Molecule: messenger RNA, 4492 nt
Organism: Macrosteles quadrilineatus (aster leafhopper)
Lineage: Eukaryota; Metazoa; Arthropoda; Insecta; Hemiptera; Cicadellidae
Product: beta-1,3-galactosyltransferase 5-like
Exons: 3
Coding region: 327-1415 (362 amino acids)
Cellular component (GO): membrane
Molecular function (GO): hexosyltransferase activity
Source: RefSeq, a predicted model, not a curated record
CGAGCUGCUGCCCCGAGCUCGCUCAAGCCGGUUUGUGUGCAACCUUAGCUCAAGCUCACUAAGGAAUCACAUCUGUUGUCAACGCAUCAGUGUUUGUGGGAUUACCUUAGGCUGUGUGAUUGUGCCAAACUCGUAGUUUACGGAUCUCUGCGAAUGUUUGUGAGGGUGUUUUAACAGCAAGAUGCAGCAUCACUCUGGACCAAUCGAUCGUUGCCGGCAUUGGUUCUCUCCUGUCCUGCCAAUUCUGCCGCUGUAAUUUCAGUUAUGCAAAAUUACUGUGUCGAUAUCUACGAAGAAAACACUUUUUAGGGAGAUGCGGUAACAGCAUGAUGUUGCUGGAGCGGCGGACCUACCCUCUGUUGGCCGUGGUGCUGACGGCGACCUUCGUCUGUGUGUCUGUCUGGCGGAUGUCCGGCGGUUGUCCAGGGCCUCCAUACUGUGUGCUGGAGUCUCCGGUAUCAGCCAACUACCUGCUGCUGGACCCUAGCAACGUCAGCAGAGUCACAGAGCCCUACGAUCUCUCCCUGCUAGGCUCUCAUGAUCGUCACUUCCUCAUUGACUUGCACAACUUCACAUUCCACAUGAAUGACCCCGUCUGCAACUCCUCCUCCCCACCGCUGUUCGUCGUGAUCAUCCACUCCGCGCCCUCCAACUGGGAGAACCGAAGAUCCAUCCGGAGCACGUGGGGUCAAUCCGCACACCUAGUUUUUCUCGUUGGAGAGACAGAUUCCGUUGACACACAAACCGCUCUAGAGCGCGAAAACGACGAACACCACGAUUUAGUUCAGGGUAGUUUUAAAGACUCUUAUAGAAAUCUUACGUACAAACACGUGUUGGGACUGAAGUGGGCGACGUACCAUUGUCCGGACGCCAAGUACGUGCUGAAGACUGACGACGACGUGUUCGUCAACACGCCGUUCCUAGAGGAGUUCCUUACCCGAGAGUUGUCUGCUCUAGGCGCUCGUAGACUGGUGCUGUGCGAGGUCCUCUCCGGGUCCAUCGUCAAGAGAUCCUACAGGUCCAAGUGGCGGGUGAGCCACCGGGAGUACAAGAACCGUUGGUAUCCUGACUAUUGCACGGGAUGGGCCAUCCUCUACUCGCCGGACGCCGUCUUCAGGCUGUACCGGGAGGCUCAGCGCAGUGAGUACUUCUGGAUAGACGAUGUCCACGUGACAGGCACCUUGAUGAGUCGCGCCAAUCUGACCCACACCGACGUAGGAUCCCUAGGCGCUUCUGAGCCUCGCGUCCUCAGCAUGAUGAGGAAGAACCAACUGGACGACUUCCUGUUCAGCUUGCUCUCGCCAAUCUACUAUCCCGGACUCUGGGAGAUGGUCAACACCCUCCCCAGGACCUCUCACCCCCACCAAACUGAUUCCUCCCCUCAGACAUGGACUGGCUAUGGAGUCAAUAGGUAGUGCUCACCAUCGCAGAGUUCUUCUAGUCCCAUUGAUAUUCAUUUAUGUUUCCUGUCUAGUGAAUUUUACUUAGUUGUAGUUAUAUUAAGUUGUUUAAGUCUGCUGUGCAUUUAUACAUCUUGUAUAUAUUAAUAUAGGGAAAAUGUGAACUUAAGACUGUUUGUCAGUAUUCGGCAUGACGUAUAAAUAUAUGCCCUUCGCCUAAAUGAUCGCCAUCAAUUAACGGUUGUUAUCACUUAUUCAGCUUAAAAUAUGUAACAUUUCUCUCUACCCAAGAUCGACUUGUAAUCUUAAAAAAAUGUGCCCAUGGAAAAAUCUAGCUUCAUUUAAUCAUUUUAAUAUUACUUGUAUAUAUUGUGUAAGCUUUAAAAAUCAUUACUUGUAUUUUAUCGGUAAUUUAAAUGUCUAAAAACGGAGUAAUAUUCUUACAAUAAUAAUAUAUGCCAACUUUUGCGAUAAUAAAAUUGAACUUAUUUUUACCGUCACUAUUUACUAUUUGGUCUAGCUUUAGUCCAUUGUAACCUUUCAAACCCCAAAUAUUAAUCUUCUGUCGCGAUUUGACAAAUUAAAAGAGACGCUAGGUAUGAUUGUAUAGUUUCUGUUCACACUGUGCUAAUAUAAUUAAUUAAUUAAUUAUAUUAAGAUUAUAUUAUGAAUUAUAUUAUUAAUUAUAUUAGUUAAUCAAUUAAUUUGUGAUUAAUUUGAUAAUCAAAUUAAGUAGUUAAAAUGAAAUGCCAUAACCUAUGUCAAAUGGUGUCUAUGUUUAUGUUAUGAUUUCGGGGUAUUUUAUUUAAUUUGUGUAUCUCUUGUAAGCUAGAUAAUUGUCCCAAAGCAUAGGAAAUUUGUUCAAUAUGUGUUCUUGAUUUCCAAUAAGAUAGAUGUUCAAGGGACCAAGAAUGGCAUUUAUGUUUUAUCGAUUUUGUUUUUUAUGUUUUAUGGAGUUAGUUGAAUAAGUGUGUGCCAAAGGUUAAAUUCCGUUAGCGUAGUUUAUUUAUAAUUGAUUGUAAGUAGUAUAUUAUAGUGCAAUGUUAUUCCAUGAAUUUGGUUUAUGACUUGGUGGUUAUUUAAGCUCAAAAUAUAUGUACUGUAAUACAUACAAAGGUAUAAACAAUUUAAAGAAUCUUGUUAGAAAAAAUUAAUUUAGUAUUUUGGAAUGCAUGGACUUAACAUUGUUAAAUAAGUCCAAUGCUUAUUGUUAUAAAAAGGCACAACCAAGGCUGCAACUAUGGGUUUUUUACAAUUAUUCAAAGCAUCAUUUUAUGCCUAACCAUGAAUUUCAACCUACACGUAGGCUACUAUUCAAUUCAUUAGUUUUCUUAGCAUCAUAUGGUUAUUCACGUUGUAUCAUUCGUCCAAUAAAUAUUAUUUCUAUAAUUAUCGAAAUAUAGUUAUUUAUGUAUAAUAAUGUUAUAAGAUAAUAUAUAGAGGAAAUAUAUUUUAAAAUUGAAGUAAAUAUAGUAGGUCAGUUGAGCGGUUAUUUUACUCAUGUAGCUCUAAAUAAUUCUGAAAAUUGUUAAUAUGUAUAUUAGGUAGGCCUAGCAUAUAAUUUUUUAUGAAAACAUAUGUGUCUGUUGUAGUGGAAAUUUAUUGCAAUUUAGAAAGCAUUGUAAAUACACAAUCUAGUUUUGAAAUUAAAUGUGUAUGAAGUUAAAUAAAUUAUAUUAUAGAAAAUGUACUGUUACAUUCAGUUUAGGGGCCCACAUGUAAGCAUAGUAAACUUGAAGGAUCCCUAAUGUUGUGUAAAUGUUUUCAGUAAUAUUCUUUCCUCUACAUUCAGACUUGAUUUAGUUUACAAACUCAGAUAGACUUAUUCGAUUUAAGUCUAAUUUUUGCUCUUUCCAGUCAUCCAUCAUCCCGACUUUCUUCCUUACAAACAAUGAAUUUCACUAAGUAUUCCUGUUACAAAACGUCUGUGUCUGGCGACAAAACUACACUGUUAUGUUUCAAUGCAAUGUUUUGUAAUCACAAUCAGCUGUAAGCAUCGCUUAUACCCUUGUGUUAAUGUUAAUGUUGGUAUCCCUGACGUUCUGCUGUUUGAUGUAUCCAGCAGUUGUGCCAACAAUAUGUUGUAAAUCCUAGAGGUGAAAUGAGGAAAAUAUUGUACGUUUUACUUGUAAAAGCUAAGUGUUUAAUAAGUAUGUUAAUCGAAAAUAAUUACUUAUCAGCAAAAAACAACCGUGUUGUCGUUGUAUAUUUACUAGACUGACUUUACUACUUUAUUGACUUAGGUUUCUCAACUAUAAGUUAUCUAUAUGUAUGCUACUGUAUUACAUUUUACAAUCAGGAUAAAACUGACAAACACUAAUUUUUCAUUUCACCAGAUAACACUGCCUUUUUUACAAGAUGGAAAAGUAAAAUCUUUGUUUACAGUAGGCAUACUUCGGAGUUAUUGUGUAUUCACUGUCGAACUAUAUUUACUGUAUAGAUCCAAUCCGUUAAGCACCUCAAGUUUUUACAAUCAACGCUAUCUUUGUUCAUGUUUCAAGUUGGCAACCUUGAUGUUUAUGAGUCGUGCCAACCUGAUGUACCACAGCUGAUUGUGUAUGAGAUGCUUGACCCCUAGGUUAAGUCGCUGUUUCGUCUAUUGUUGUUGUGUCUUACUGCUCAAUUAAUGUUAAGCUGGGAUCACAUUGAGAGCCAUAUCUGUGAGGGAAGUGCAUCAGGCCCGCUUGUGCCUUGCUGUCUCUUCACUUGCAUUAUAUUUUUCGAUUGAUUUGAAUAAGAAGUCUCGUGCGACCUGUAGCGUAGCCUUUCAGUCAGACGUAGCAUAGGAAAAGGCUAGUGAGCUAACCGUACUUAUACGUUUACGAACCUACGUAGGUUUAGUGGAUUCGAGUACAUUCGCGUUGAUUUGUAGCUGUAGUAUUUAUUUAUUUAUGUGCCAACCGUAUGUAUAAGGCUAUGUCGAGGUGAACUAAGGAGGGUUAAAAUAGUUUUGUUUGUAUUCAAUCUCGUUGUAUUCGAUAUUUGCAAACCUUGUGUAGAUUCUGAGUAAGUUUACGGACAGUUGCUAAUAUACAGGUUUAAAUUUGUUUAUCUAUGUAAUACCACAACGUAAUAAAUAUUCUUCUUCAAUA